AUGUCCUCGCGGAAGCGCCCUGCAGCGUCUCCUGGCUUCGCCACAUCCCGCUACGACGCGGACUUCUGGGGCCUCGAGGGCGGCAGGGGCAAGCGUGGCCCAAGGAAGAGGCCUGCCGCCACGGACGAAGCCCCGCCCUUGCCGCCGCGAGAGUAUGCCAGUCGUAACCAGCGAGACAUCGACGCAUGUCGGGACCUGAUGAUCUCUUUGGCCACAGAUGAUCUGCGACAGCGCCUGAUGCGCAGCCGCUAUGACCUCGAAAGUGCCCGCCGCACGGAACGGCUGAGACAGAUCCAAGCGGGAACGGCGCUCGACGAUGACUGGCUGGGGGAAGCGGCCCAGGUUUUCAACGUCUCCACCCGCAAGAGGAAGCAGCAGCAGGUCGUGGAGGACGUGCUGGAGGCCGUCCGCCAGGCCCGACAGCGCGCCCCCGGCACCGCGAACGCCUUGGAUGCCGAGCGGAGGGCGGCGCUGUGCAGGCGUACCAGGGAUGCCCAGGCCACGAAGCGCGAGGCCUGGGCCGCGGGCAUGCGCGCGGCGCAGAAGGACAUCCCGAGGAGUCGCGGCGUCGACUCGCUUCGGGAGGAUCUGCUCGUUAGAACUUGCCCGGAGGAUCUGCGUCUGCGCGUGGUGGGCGAAUGCAUCCAGCGGCACGGAGGUUGGCCUUCCGAGGCUGCAGAUCUCGGUGAAGACGAUCACUUUGCGCGCCUUUACUUGCUGAGCGCGCUGUCCCGAAGGCACGCCAGCGCCCUCACGGGCGAGCAGCUCUCGCCGGGCGACGCGGCGCAGUGGCAGCAGCUGCUCGACAGGAUCCCGGAGGCGCAGCGGCCCGAGUGGCAGGCGGACCCGCUGCGCCAGCAGUUGCAGGAUCACUACGAGGAGCAUGGCCACCUGAACGUGAGGCCCCCGACCAGGAGACAAACCGAUCCCGAGCGCUUGCUGCUCAAUGGCCUGAAGCUUCUGCGCCGCGCGCGGCUGGGCGAUGUCAGGGACGAGCGAGGCUUUCUGCUGCGCCGGCAGCUCUCGCCCGGGGACUUGGCGUCCUGGGAGGCAGUGAUCCCCGCCCAUGUGUUGUGGGGCACGGUGCGACAGACGGAGGCUUAUAUCCCGGGCAGCGCCAUUCUCGGCAGCCGGUGCGAGUGGCCCAGGGAGCCCGUGUGCUGCCAGCCAUGUCCGUGCUACCUGUGCGGCCAGGAUUUCGCCACGAAGAAGUUGUUGCAGGAGCACUGGUGCCAGGCGCACGUGGACUUGCCCGAGGCGGAGCGGAGCUCGCUGGCGCCGCGGCGAGUCGAGGAGGAGAUCCGAAAGAGAAUCCUCGCGGACGAGCAGAUGGAGGGCUCCUUCGAGGUCCGGGGCGCGGAGCAGCGCCGCGCGCUCGGUCGCUUCGCAGAGAACCAGACGCAGAGCCGGCCUGGGGCGGAAUGGGGGGGGCAUUUCGAGGGCAAGGAGAACUCCUCGACCGUUUGCCGCGCCCUGAGCGGCUGCGUUGUGUGCGCGCAGUCCUUCUGGCUGGAAGAGCUCUUCGACGCGGACUUGUUCGUGGAGCCCGUGGACCCCGAGCAGGAUGCGGGCGCUGGCGAGCCCGCGGCAGAGGGCGCCGGGGGUGGCGAGGAGGACCCGGCGGCGGGCGCGCCUGCCCUGCAGCCCCAGGGCCCCCCGGAGCUGCCCGCGGCAGAGGACGCGGCCCCCCCGCGCCGGGCUCGCUUCGCCGUGUGUUUCGAUUGCGGAAAAUCAUUGGAGGGCGCGCCAGAAGUGAAAAUGCCAGUGAAUGCGCUGGCGAACGACAAUUGGAUUGGGCGAGUUCCAUUUCCCCUCCGACCCGGCGGCGAACCAUUGCGGGACAUGGAGCUGCGAUCGCUGGCCCGGGGCCGCGUGUGCGUGAACAAGAUCAUCGCCGAGCCCGAGAAGAGGGGUCCUCGAGACGAACGGCAGGGGGGACUCGUCGGGAACUUCAUAUGCUUCCCGCAGGCCAAGGUGGAUCUCCUGAAAAGUGGCGAGCUGCCCGCCCCUGCGGCCGAGGCGGAGAGAUUCCUGGCCGACGGCGUUGUCAUCGCGCUGGCAGGGGCCGACGUGGACGAUCUCAGCAGGGCCCGGUGGGCCAACGUGCGGAAAGGCGAGUACAUGGGCGCCGCCGGUUUCUUUACCUCCCACUCGGUCUCGUACAGCGACAUGACCUGCAACCAGGACAGAGCAGACGCGGACAUGAGCGACGCGGGGGCCGUUCCCGAGGCCGUGCGACGCAUCGCAGUGCCCAUCGAGGUCUCGGAGAAGUUGAAGCAUCGGAUGGAGGGCCCCGCCGACGCGUGCGCCGCGGCCCACGAGAGCGUCGUGAGAGUGGACGGGGAGGAGUGCGCGUCCGAGCACGAGGCGGGGGAGGAGGAGGAGGAGGGGGAGAACGACCUGAACGCCGCGCUGCCCGACCCGGACUUCCCCGCCGAGGCGCUCCCGGCCAUGUCUUUCUGCGCCGAUGCCACGAGCAGCGGCGACCUCGACGAGCUCCAGACGGUCCGCAAGGUGCACGCUGAACUCGAGGCCCUGCAGGAUUCCAUGCGCGAGGAGGCCUCCGGCAACGGUCGCCCGCGCCGGCGCCUGAUCAAACAGCUGCAGGUCAGCGCCACAGGCAUGCUCGAUCGCAGCUUGUCGCAGCGGAUCAUCGGCCACGACGAGGCGCUGAAGAAAGCGGAGGAGCAGGGGAGCUCCGUGGCCCCGGGAGGCAUGGAGGGGUAUGCCCAGGGCACCGCCACGAGACCGCUGUCGAUGUACAGCCCGGAGCUCUGGUCCAUGUGUUUCCCCGACAAGUUCCCUUACGGUGAUGGAGUUUUCGGCCUGUCCAGGACUUCGCCCAUGUCUUUCCAGCAGUGUGCGUCAAUGCAUCUGCUCCGCGAGGAGCUGGUGUACCAGGUGACUCCCGAGGACUUGGCCGCGGCCGCCACCUCCAAGACGUGGGGCAAGGGCGACGCCGGCGGGCCCGGCGCGACCGGGCGGGCCCGCGCUCCCGGCGGUUCCUCGUGCGGCUGUCUGCAGUGCAGAGAUCCGUGCAGGCGCUACGAGGCGCCCGAGCAGCCGCGCUGGGGGGCCGACCGCGAUCUGAUCUGCUGCUACUACGACGCCGGGCGGCGCAUCGAGCAGAUCCGCAGGGCCAGGGGCCACGUGAACAGAUUGGGCUUCGAUGCGCGCCUGCAGAAGAUCUGCGCGGCCUCCUCGGAGAAGCUCGACGCCGCCGUGCAGAGCCUCGGGCCGAAUGCGUCCCUGAAGGACGCGCUCCGGUCCCCCGCCGUGGACCAGGACGUCAGAGACGCCCUCUCCGAGCUCAUGGUGUUCACCUCCGAGGUUCUCGGCUCCGACGGCGCGCGCGCGAGACUGCGCCACGAGCAGAACGGCUUUGCCCUCAUGUUCGGCGGCGCCGGGGGCUUCCUGACCCCGAACGUCGUGGACGUGCGGAGCCCCGUCUUGCUCACCCUGCACUCGGCCGGGGGCUGCGAGACCCACGCCGUGGACCUCCUCGCGGAGGCCCCCGACAUGCCCUCCGCUCGGCGGAUGCUCCAGAUCGUCGCCCAGGACCCCGUGGCCCAGGCCCGCUUCUUCAUCUUCACCAUGCAGCUCUUCUGCGAGCACGUGCUCGGCACCGGCCCCUGGGACAAGUUUCUGCGCCACAACGGGCGUUGCGACGGAGCGGCUUUCCCCGACGGCUUCGCCACCUCGUGCACGGGCGGGGCCUUCCUCGAGGUGGCGGCGCUGCACGGGCCCAUCGAGGAGCAGGCGCGGCUGUCCAUCCACCCGCACAUCCUCCUGUGGUUCGUGCACGCGCAGUCCGAGCAGUGGCUCCGAUGCGUGGCCAACAGAGAGACCGAGGAGAUCCGCCGGCGGCUUCGCGUGUGGCAGGAGAAGACUCUGGCCGCCGUGCAGUCCAUGCAGCUGGACUCCGCGGCCGUGCUCCCGCUGCUCCUCACCGACGACCCCGACCGGGCGCCCGAGCCCAGGAACACGCCCUUCUCAGAGAAGCUGCAGCAGGAGUGCCGCAUGGAUGGCGAACUGGAGCACGACGUGAAGGGGCCGGAGAAGCGGCGCGUCUUCCUGGCCACCGAGCCCCUCUUCGAGGACCACCACCUCCGACGACGCCGGCAGUCGCUGGCGGCCGAGGCGAGGCCCCUGAGCGAGUAUAUGGUGCCACAGACGGGCGCUCAACUCUGUCGCCUCGAGCCUUACCGGCUGCUGCGGCCCGUCACGGACGACGACCUGGAGACGGCGGCGGGCCGGAGCGCGGAGGCGGCGGCCUGGGCCGCGCGCUACGCCGAGGACUACCGCCAGGACAUCGCCGUGGGCCAGAUGCACCAGCACAAGGACACCUGCUUCAAGUACGUGGUCGAGAAGUCCAUGCGCGUGGCCCGGCACUGCCGCUUCAACUUCUGCCACUUCGUCAAGCUCUGGCUCCACGUAGAGGAGGGCGCGAAGGGCCCUCCGGGAGCGAUCGGUGCGCAGAAGAAGCGCGCCGCCAAGCUGGUGACCCUGGCGCGAACCGGCAAGGACCUUGUGCUGCCCAGGCUGCCUGGCGAGCCAGAGCCCGACAUGUUCCCCCUGGACGAGAACGGCGCGCCCGUGCCCCUGCGCCCCGGGCGCAAACUCGGCCCGGUCGUCAAUGCCGACCCCGACCAUGGAAAACGCGGCCUGAUCAUGCCCAUUCGCUGGAACCCGAUGGAAGGCAGUUCCAAUGGCGUGGCCCAGACGGCACUCAACUCCAACGUCGAUUUCCAGAGCAUGAUGCGCACGUUUUGGGACGGGUUUGACUCGGGAGCCCGGGACAUGUUGCGCGACCCGCCCCUCUCUGCGGACGAGGAGGCCGCGCUCGAGGCGAAGGAGGACCGAGAGUUUUUGGCGAACCUCCCCGACAGCGUGGAGAAGCUCGUGGCCGCCCGCAAGAGGGCCCACAUGCCAGAGCUCGAAGAUCACGAGGCCGAGAUGAUGCUCAGGCAACGGCGAGAAGCCCGCAAGGCGGCGCAGCGGAAGCUGGGCCCAGCCGAGCGCUUCAGGCGCGGUAUCAGAGCGCUGACCGUUAACAUCAUGAAGCAGUCCAUUCAGGCCAUGUUCUACGCCUGCGACUACUCCACCAAGCCGAACAUGACCUGCGCGCCCCUCCUGGUGGCGGUGCGCGACGGCAUUCGGCGCCUGGAGGAGCGGCUCCGCCUCGAGGAAGAAGAGGCGGCGGCGGCGGAGGAGACGGGGGGUGCGGGGGUCCCGCGGCCGAAGCCGCUGAGGAGGGGGCCCGCGCUGAGCCAGGCCACUGCUGCCAACCAGGCCAUCGUGAAGGGCAACUGCCUCAUGGUCAUGCAGAUGCUCACCCGACGCGAGGUGCUGCGCUCCCACUCCACCUGGCAGCUGAUGAUGAAGAACGCCAUGUGGCUGGCCUUCGAGAGCCGGCGACUCCAGCAGGGCUUCGACGAGCGCGAGCAGCAGAACGAGGCCACGGUGCUCCUCGACGCCGCGGAAGGGGGUCCCUCCGGCGGCGCGCCGCCCCCGCCCGCCAUGCUCGAUGCCCCUCGGCAGGUCGCAGCAGCUGGCUGCGCGCCCGCAGGCGACGCGCCUGCGGCGCGCGGCGGACGAGGCGCCUCUUUGGCCGAGGGGCCCGCGGACGAGCCACAGCAGGGGAACUCGGAGGUCCGCUUGAAGAGCAACAGCUAUUACGACGACUACUUGCACCGCGGCUCCACCGAGCUCGGCGCGUCGGGUCGAGCGGCGAACGCUCCCCUGGCCGCCAUGUCCUAUUACGACUACGGCAUGUGGGUGCGCGUGGUGCCGGGGGACCCGGACGCCCUGGCGCCGGACCAGUUCGCCUUCGCCAGCCACUACGGGAAGCAUGGCGCCUACGUCCAGCAGUUACGGCCCGCUCCGGCCGCGCCGUACAUCUCCGGCUUUACGAUGCCGACCGAAGAGAAAGACCCGGAGACGAACGCCUGCUUCAAGCAGGUGCACUUCGCCCGGCACUUCUGCUGCGCGUCCCUCGGCCGGGAGGGGAAGCUCGUCCUGGCGAAGAGGGCCGACCAGAUCCUGCAGCGCUCGCGGCAGUGCCCCGUGCUGCACGACACGACCGCCGUGCGCUACUGGCAUCUUCCCGGCACCGUGCGCGGGGGCCCGGUCCACGAGAGUUUCCUGCCGUUGCUCUGCGGUGGCCGCCACGCGACGGACCCCGGCUUGGACGGCACCUGGUGCCGCCGCCGCGAGGUCCCGACCUCGGACGCAGACGCCGAUCUGCUGCGGCCGUCGCGCGGGGCGGGGUGCUGGCGAAUGGCCCUACCCGUGGACCUGGCCUGGGCCGUGCUGCGCUUCGCGGGCGACGUCCGCGGCGACGAUGGGCGGCUCCUGGGGGUCGCCGGCUCGGAGGAGGAGCGCGCUCGGCUGGGCGAGCGGGCGGCCCGCGAUGGCGAGUCGGUCACGUGCGCCUGCCCUGGAGUCCACGACGACCAGCUGACCCCCGAGAUGUUCUUCGCCGUUCGGCACGUGGAGGUGGCCGCCCGUCUGGAGUACAUGGCCGAGGCCCGCGGGCUGCCGAGGCCGGCGCAGGGGCCCAGCGACGCGGUGGCGGAGGAGGAGCUCGGCGGAGAUCGAUCCGACGAUGACGCGGCUUUCGACUUGGACGAGGCGCUGCCGGGCGAAAACUCAUCCGGGGAGGAGCGCCAGGAGAGCACGGACGCGCGAGAGGAUCAGGAGGGCAUGAAGCCGAUCUUCAGGUUGCAGGAGGAUGAGGUCGACGACGUCGCGCACAGAACGACGGCGGCUGAGGCGGCCGUCCGCAGUCGAGGGGGCACGCACAAGAAAGCCCUGAUGGAAACGUUCCUGCGCAUGCAGGGGCCCGCUUACAAAAGCGCCCGGCAGCCCUGCGCCGUGCGCGAGCGCGCCCCUCGGUUGGCAGCGCUCACUCCCGAGGACGUGCAGAGCGCCAAGAGGGAACAGGACAGGAUCCGCGAGGAGAGGGCCGCACAGGACGACAAUCUGGGAGCGGCCGGCGCGGGGCCGCCCGUCGCGACGGCGGCGCCCGCCGACGCGCCCGCGUCGGCGAGGCGCCUCGGCCAGGAGGACAUGCCGAUAUCCCCGCUGCAGAUGGCGCUGGCCCUCAUCGCCGAGUCCGGGGUGUGGCAGAGCAAGGAGCAGUACCUGGUGACGCUCUUCCUCCUUCAGCCGAUACAGCAACUCUGGCAGAAGGCCCUCGAGACGGACGGCUUGGACAGCCUGUCCACGGCCGCGGGCCUCGCAGCGGCCUCGAGGGACGUGCAGGUCCGCCGCGUUUUCCUGCACGGGCCGGGGGGUUCUGGGAAGACCUACUGCAUGACCGAGGUGGUCAACAAGGUGGUCGUGCGCUUCUUCGGGCACAGGGGGCUGAAGCUCGUGGCCGCGGCCAACAGCGCCGCACGCAUCCUCGGUGGCAAGACCAUGCACGCGGCGGCGAAGCUGACGCGGAAGCAGUCCCUCGCGGCGAACAGGCUGAGGCCCAAUUCCAGGGCGAAGAAGAAGUUGGAGGCCGAGUGGGAAUACCUUGUGCUCCUCCUCGCCGACGAGAUCGGCCUGGCUUCCCCCCCGCUCCUCGCGGGCCUGAGUCGCCGCGCGACUUUCGGCCGCAAGGACUUGCUGCGGCUCCGCGCGGACAGGGCCAUCGAGGAGCCCUUCGGCCAGGUGCUCGCGCAGGCCAUCAUGGGCGACUUCAUGCAGGUGAACCCGGUCUGCAGCCACACGCUGCUGGAGGCUCUGCUGGUCGACUCGCGCGUUCCCGGCGUCCCGCGGAAGGUCACGGACGAGGACGAGGACGGCUGGAAGGUCUUCAGGAAGAUGGCCUCCGACGUGGUUCUUUUCACUGGGACGCAUCGCUUUCUCGAUGAGGACCUGCCCCGGCUCUUCGAGAUCAUGCGCACUCCGGGAGGGGCGAGAGUGCCCGACGACUUGCGCGCGAAGAUCAGAGACCGCGUGCAGCUGGGCCCCGACGACCCGAGGAUGUCCAUGGACUACGAACUGGAGGGCGUCAGGGGCUUCUUCGCCCUCGGCGCUCGCGCGGCGAUCCAGUGGGAGCAGGUCGCGCGCCUGCAGCAGCUCCACGUGCUCGCCGCCGCGAGGGUCUGCCCGGGCCCCGUUGCCUCGUUCAACAGGGAGGACGACGGCAAGCCGGAUGUCCGGCACCGCGGCCUCAGCAGCACGGCGCCUUCGGGGGCGCGCGGGCAGCUCGUGUAUUACUUUCAGGCCGUCGAUCGCUUCAAGCACCUGCAGAACCGAGACAGGUACCUCGAGGCGCUGAAGUUCAUGAACCUCUCCAAGAGCAACGGCCUGCCGGGCAUGUGCGCGGCCUACCUUGGCAUGCGAGGGCGCCUCACGAAGAAAGUCAUGGGCCCGGAGCUGGUGCAGGAGGCCACGGGCGAGGUUGUGGGCAUCCGCUUUCACCCGCGGGAACGCUUCGGCUUCGCGCAGAACCCCGGCGGUGGUUCCGAGCAGCCCUCGCCGGAUCACCCGUGCUGGGAGCGGGGGUUCGUGGUCUGCGACUAUCUCCCCGUGCACCUCGAGAUUCGCUGGGACGGCUGCACGGUGGAUUACACUGGCCUGAAGAAGCCUGGCGUGUACCAUUUGGAACCCGUGCAGGACGAGUGGGAGUUGCCCGUCACGCGCGAGUUCACGGUGAAUCAUCCAGGCGCGGCGCGGGCCAAGCCGGUCGUCGCCAAGAGCAAGCGGAAAAAGGGGCUGGAAGUGACGCGCACGCAGCUCUCUUGGGCACCCGAGGACCAGCUCACCUUCCAGAGCAUCCAGGGCCGCACCAUCCGCGGGCCCGAGGGCGAGCCCAAGGGUUUCGUCGUCGACCUGUUUCGCCCGGGCACGAUGCAGGGCGAGGAGCGCCAGGCGGAGUAUUUCCAGCACGUCUGGAUGGUCCUCGGCAGGGCCAGGAGACUGGAGUGGAUGUUGCUGCAGAACUUCCCGCGCGACGAGAGCACCGGCGAUCUGGAUUGGUCGAUCCUCGAGCAGGGGCCGCCAGACUACCUGAUUGAGUUCAUGGGCAGGUUGGCGACGCUCAACAGGAAUACGCGGCGCAAGAUGGUGCGCGAGCAGGGGAAGCUGGGGGCGCCGGCAUGGGAGAACGUGCCCACGUGCCCGCCGGACCCCGACCGCCCGGGCAGGUUCUUGUACAUCGCCGAGGACUGGAUCAGGGCGGGCGCCGUCUGCGCCCGGUCCGUCGCGCGCCCCGCGGCCGAGGCGAGGCCCGACGCGGCCCCGCGGAGGAGACUCCGGGGCAAGAGGCCGCGCCAGGACCUGCUCUCGAAGACGGACUUGCCGACCGCGCCGUCCGAGGAGCCCGGGGAGGGUGUUUCGCUGCCGCGGAAGCGGUCGCGCGGCGAGGCUGCUGGGGAGGAGGAGGGCGAGCUGGCUUGCGGCACUGCCGGCGCAGCGCCGGCUUCCUCGACGCAGUCGACUCUGGUGUUGGCGCCGGCGCCCCGCGCCCGCGGCUGGUACUGCGACCUGCUCCGCCGCCGCAUCGGCAGACCGAGGCCUGCGCCGGCGUGGUUCAACAACUCUCUCAUGGGCGAGGUGGACCCCGAGUCCGGCACGCAGCUCGGCCUAUCGUGCGGCUUCUUCGCGGUGAACCACUGCCUCGGCCACGCGGGCAUGCGGCAGCUGUCGGCCGCGCAGUUCCGGCGGCGCGCGGGGAACGAACGUCACCCCGAGGGGGACUUCGAGGACGGGGCCCUGCGCCUGAACCUCCAGGACUGCGGGUGCCAUUUCGAUCUGCUGCAGGGCGCGGACCACCAGGGCGCCAUCCGCACGGUGGGGGACUCGGACGACCGGCUCGCAGUCUUCCACGGCGACCACGCCCUGGGGCUCAUCCUGCACCAGCCUGACCCCCGGCACUGGAUCGCGCUCGUUCGACCGCCAGAGGCCGUGCGAGAUGGCGACGCUGCCUGGCUCUGCGACUCCUUGCACUCGAUGGUUUUCGCGCUCUCGGCCGACGAGGUUCAGGAGUUCCUUGGCCUCAUGGGCUCCAAGCAGCUGCAGGCCGCGGACGGGGUCGGGCGCGAAUUCGAACGGAUGAGGCUGAUCUCUGAAUGGUGCGCUUACAGAGUUCACCGCCGCAGCU
This is a messenger RNA of Prorocentrum cordatum, 10099 nucleotides long. NCBI's taxonomy places the organism in Eukaryota, Dinophyceae, Prorocentrales, Prorocentraceae. The record is from the annotation of a GenBank genome assembly.